This is a messenger RNA of Lymnaea stagnalis (great pond snail), 4801 nucleotides long. The record is from the annotation of a GenBank genome assembly. NCBI's taxonomy places the organism in Eukaryota, Metazoa, Mollusca, Gastropoda, Lymnaeidae.
AUAUCCGAAAAUCCCUACUUCCGUUUCAACCAAGCAUCAUAACUACGAUUUUUAUUGCCUCUAAUUAUAAGUAAACCUAAAAUUCUUGAUAUGAAUCGUGUAAGUAUGAACACUUAUUUAAAUUUUAGGCUUAAUAAGCUCACAUUUGUAUUCCUCAGUGCCCCAUCCCCAUUUAAUCUAAUAUUAUUUAGUACAUUUCCAACUGCCUGAAUACCGUACUCAGCCGUGCCUUAACUUACUGAAUUGGUAAAAAAAAUAAAAAAAUUGGCUGAUUCAUUUUUGAUGAUUAUGAUUGAUUCAUUGUCACUCAUUGUGAACAUAUAUGGAAGGAUGUACUAUAUUUAUAACUUUGAUUAUUAAUAUUAUAAAUCUCUCAUUCAUUCAGCCCUUUGAAAUUAACUGGUGUCAGAUUAGGCCUGAAUUUAAGUUAAAGUAAAGCUCAUUAAGAUGAUUAGCUGAAGGGACAGUGACAUUAAUACCAUAAUAUUAUGAUAAUACCUUAAAUUGUUAAAUUUAAAGUUAAAGUAAAGAUUGCAAAUGCCGUUUUUAUUAUGAAGUAAAUAAAAUCAUGUGCCUAGUCUUGUGGUGGUCAGAAGUGAGUUUAAGAUAUAAGAAUAUAUAAAGCUUAUGUUUUAAAAAUUUUUGUUUUGUGUUAGUUCAUUUAAAAGGCUAAUGCCGGUAACCCCGGUUGAAAAUGUGAUGUAAGAAAUUGAUUUAUCAGCAUAUUGGUGGUUAAAAAAAUGUUUUUUCCUAAACAUCACACAUCAACCAAUGUUAAUCUUACACAAGUAUUCUUCUUAUCCUAAAUUUAAAGGCUGUAAUGCCUGUAAAUUAAAUCUUGUUAUUUGUUUUACUGUCAGAAGAAAAUAGCAAUUUAAAGCGUAGAGUGGAUGGGGGUGGUUAUUUAAGAUUGAAAAGUGAUUAUAUUUUUGGAUUUUCUCAAAAUAAUAUACAAAUGCAAUAGACAAGGUAUAUAAAAUUAUUUGUAAUAUAACACUAUAAAAAUAAGUUUGCAUAUCAUUAGCUGUCAUCAAAGACUAAUGCAAUAUUGUCAUUAUGUUUCCUCUUAGAAACACAAGAAGCACAGAAGUCUUAGCCCACCAGAUGAGGAUGAUCAUAGAAAGUCUAAAAAUGUGAAAAGACAUCACAAUGAAAGUUCAUCAGAUGAAGAAGAUCACAGGAAAAAUAGUCAUAAACAUCAGAAGCACAGACAUCAUUCCAAUGAUGAAGAGGACAAAAAGCUCACUCGAGCUCAUAGGCGCAAAGAAUCUCAUCAAAGAGGAAGAGAUGCAAAGUUUGAUCCAAACCUGAGGAUAAAACAAGAGAAAGACGACGAAAAUUUCCAGCAACAGCAGCGGGAAAGGUCAAGGAAUGAUGCUGACAGGCGUGUCAAGAGGAGAGAUAGAGAGCGCAAUGAUGGUGAUUUUGGCCUGAACACAGCGCAGGUGAAAUCUGAAGAGGGGGAGGAGGAGAAAAAAGAAGAUAAACAGAAGCCUAAUUUUAAACUUUCAGGAAAGUUAACAGAAGACACUAACACUUUCCGUGGUGUUGUUAUUAAGUACAAUGAACCACCUGAGGCAAUGAAGCCUAAAAGGAGAUGGCGCCUUUACCCUUUCAAAGGGGAGGAAGCCCUGCCAGUUCUCCACAUACACAGACAGAGCGCCUAUUUAUUAGGGCGCGACAGAAAAAUAGCAGACAUUCCAGUUGAUCAUCCAUCUUGUUCAAAACAGCAGGCUGUUCUCCAGUUCCGUGCCAUGCCAUACACACGUCCUGACGGAACACCAGGCCGCCGUGUUAGGCCGUACAUUAUCGAUUUGGAAUCUUCUAAUGGUACAUACCUGAACAAUGAAAAAAUUGAGCCUCGGCGCUAUUAUGAGCUGAGGGAGAAAGAUGUAAUCAAGUUUGGUUUCAGCACCAGGGAAUAUGUGGUUUUGCAUGACAGUGUGGAUCUAUCUGAAGUGACAGCAGGUGAUGACAUGGAAGAAGUAUAGUUCAAUGUUUGUAAAAUUGCUUUUGUUUUAAAUUUUAUAAGAAAUUGUAUUGUGAAUGCCAGUAAUAUAUGUUAUUUGAGUCAAGCAUUAAAGAUCACGUCUUAUUUUAAAUAACCUGCAUUUAUUUAUAGUUAUUAUAUUGUCGGAAAUACAAAAUUUCGAUGCAUAAGUAAUAAAUUAUCCCUUUAAAGUACCAGCAGCCAAAAAGUGCCUGAUAGUGCCUGCAUUAAAGCAACAAAUAUGUUGUUGUUUUUUUUUAAAACUUAAACCAAGAUGCAAUUGAAAAACAUAUAUUUUCAAUUUUUUGGGUGUUUAAAAAAAAAAACUUUUUAAAAAUAUUUUUAAAAAUAAGUUUCAGGAAUGGGAUGAUCUUAAAAUUUUAAAUAAAAAAAGAAAAAUAAUAUUUUAACAGAACAUAGUAGUAAAGUAAUUUAUAAUUAAUUAAUCAAAAAGACAUGUUUUCAUCUGAGAUAAAAGACCAAAUAUUUCAAUUUAUUUACAUAAUUUCCAAUACAGUGGGUAAUUUCUUUUUAAAAGUCCUUUGUGGGAAUGACCUUUACCAGUAUCCAAUAUACCAUUAAAUGUUUGUAAGCUACUGGUUGAAUGACAUUUCAAUGAUAACUUUACUUCAUAAUCUUUUGAGAUACAAUUUAGAUUAUGCUAUUAAAAUUUAUUUUCUUUCAUUUCAAAAACUAUUUUUCGAGUGAGUUUUUCACAAAUAGUGGGGUUUUUUUUUGGUUACCGGAAAUUUGUUUGAAAGAAAUUUCGUCUACGGAAAAUUGAUCAACAGAAGUUAGGUCAAACAGAAAUUUGAUCAAACGGAAGUUUGGUGGAAUUUUUUUUCAGUUCACACGAUCAAAUUUUCGUCAAAUUUCUUUGUGAACGCACUAUAUUGUAAUGCAUAGUAAAACAAAAUAAUGUGUUCAAAUUGAAAUUUGACGCAAAAUUAAAGCGUGUGCACUAAAUAAACAAUUCACCCAAACGUCCUUUUGAUCAAACUUCUGUCUAUCAAUUUCCCGUUGGCAAAAUUUCUUUUAAACAAAUUUCUGGAUACUAUUAAUUUUCCUUCAGUAAAUUUUUCUUAAAAAAAAAAAAAAAUCAAUUACAUUUUUAAUUUUUAGUUUUUUUUUAUAUAGACUUUGAGAAAUAUUGCUUAAUUUAUUCUGCUGUUAUUUUAUAUUGUAUUUUGAUAAACAAUCCACUUCUUUCACAAAAUCAUACUUUUUCUUAAAGACAGGAUGAAUCAAUUGUUCAAUUAUUUUUUUUAAAUGUCUAGGAAUUUCAAACAUAGGGUGUGGCAAUUUGGACUUAAAAAGAAAACAUUUCCAUAACAUUGUAGGCCAUCGAGAUCCUCUUUGUGUGCUUUAUAGAAUCUAAACAAUUCUCUGUUCCUAAUCCUUUACCCAUGCUUAUUCCCUUGUGUGAUGUUAAGGAUAUAGUUAUUUAUAAGUUAUUAUAUCAUGUAAAAUUUAGGGAUUUAGCCAUUUAUUAUUGAAUUUGAAUGUCAUUUUUUUUCCUUUGGGAAGCUAAACUAAUGAUUAACAACUCGAGACGACUUUUGCUUUGUCAUUAACCAGAUUCUAUGAAAUGUUUUUAAAAUAAAAGUCUAUAAAAUUAUCAAAGUGUACAUAUAAACAUUUGAAGAAGUUUUGAUGGGUCGAAAAUGUGACUUCCAAUAUUUGACUUAUUGUUAUUUGGACCGUAAUUGUGGUCUUAUCUAUUAAGUAUGCUAUAAAUUUUUGAAUUGAUGCAUAGUCAUAUCUGUGGUUUUAUUGAUUCCUUCUGAAUCUUUGGCUAGGUUGACCAUAUGUAACAGCUGUGGUACUAUGCUAUAUACCUUGCACAAACUUUACUCUGUUUUACAGAGUCUCAUACCCAGUGAUAAUAUGGCGGGGUAUUUACUUGCUUGUACUUGAGACAAUUUUGGCCAAUUUGAUAGUUUCAUAUAAGGGAUUGAACUGCAUGUAAUUUUCGCCCCAUGCACAUAUCAAUUUACUGCUCCCAGUAACUUUGUAAAACAAUAAUUAAAUCUUUGUUGCUGUGACGUAUAAUGAUGAUUCUAAAAAGUAGGUAUUUACUUUUAUUAUGUAACUUUAUUAUGUGCUCGAGUUCUGAAUAUAUAUUUAUUUAUUUUGGUAACAUGCCCUUUUCACAACCUUGCCUUCAUCUAAAUUAUCAACAUUCAUCAUCAAAUUUAUGUAAUUUUUAAAGCAAAAAAAUCUUCCUUUUCUACUAGAUGUAAUAGGUGCAGUGUUCCCUUAUUAAAAACAUAUCUUUUGGGUGAGGCCUUGAAAUUUCCAGAAAGAUUACUCUUGUAUUGGGUAUAAAAUCUUCAAGCAAAAAAACAAAAAAAAAAAACAAAUGAGUUACUGGCCCAUCUGAAUGAGAAGCUGUAAAAUAAGAAGCUAGAGUAUAAAAGUAAUGCUGAAGUUGACAGAGUGAUCUCUAUUUUGCCAACAUUAACUCAUGAUUUGACUCAUGGGGAGCAUAUUGUCCUGUUGCCCACCUCUGUAAGAAAAUAUGGAGAUAAAUCAUUUAAUGUUGAAAUUUCAUUAAAUGUCUGACUGCCAUGUUACAUUUGUGGAUAGCAGGGACGGUGUAAAACCCUAGACAUGUUUGGAGAAUUUCAGUUACCCGGGUAGUUGACGACUUGUAUGGACUUGGCAUUUAGUGAUAAGCCUGUUAUUCUCAUGCAAUGGUUGAAUGGUAUAGUUUUAGAAUAAAACUUUAAAUCAUCUGUCACUAUCAAUGUGGAAAAGAUCGAGUUAUAUGGAGUUGUGAGAGUGUAAUGAUGUGAAACACAAGCGGUG